Vanrija pseudolonga is the source of this 995-nucleotide messenger RNA. RefSeq lists its product as uncharacterized. Bases 25 to 903 code for a protein of 292 amino acids. The transcript has 3 exons. The record is from RefSeq and is a predicted model, not a curated record. Lineage: Eukaryota; Fungi; Basidiomycota; Tremellomycetes; Trichosporonales; Trichosporonaceae.
ACAACUCUCCCACACCACCCAAACAUGUCGUCUUGGGGCUCGUCAGGCGACAGCACAAACAGCAGCAGCAGCGACAGCGGCAGCAGCAAGCCUGAUCCGCUCGAGGGCAGGCGGCCGCGCAACCUCACGCCGUACGAGGUGCAGAUCAGCAAGGAUGCGCUGCAACGGCGCAUCGACGCGGGCGACAUCACCCAGAAGGACAUUGACCUCAUCACGGGCUCGUUCCGCACCAUCACCUUCGGCAUGUUCGGCACCGGCACCGUCUCGUUCUUCGGCACCCUCUGGUUCCUCCGGCGGCGUGUGCCGCGCCCCGGGCCGCUGUUCCGCUGGUUCGCGGCCACGAGUAUGGGCGGUCUGGGCAUGUUCCUCGGCUUUACGGUUGCGGGUGCGGCUACGACGUACGAGCUGCAUAAGAACCUGCCUGAUGCGCAGCACAAAAUGAAGGUCCUCCAGCAGAUCUCGAUCGACACGAAGCGCGCCAUUGUCGAGCACCGUAUGGGUAUUCCCACCGGCACCGUGAUCGAGCACCGGGCCGGCGUGCCCGAGACGGACCGUCUGAUCACCGUGGACCAGUACCGCGGCACUGGAGGCUCGGGAGGCGUGAACAAGUACCAGACCGAGGACGAGUCGGUGACGCCUGAUGUGCGCAACGCGGUCGACACGCUCGACACGAUCGACGAGGCGUCGUCCGCGCGCACCGGCGUCAUGGGCGAGAUUGCAAAGGUCGACCAGCCGCCCUCGUGGGAGAAGCUCCGCACGACCCGGCCCGCGCGCCGCGGCCCCGCUGGCCAGCCGGGCGCGGUCAACCUCAGCCCCGAGGACGAGCUGAAAAAGCGCCAGGCCGAGUUCGACGCCAUGCUCGACCGCGAGCGCAAGGGCGGCAACGACGGGGACAAGUGGUAGGUGGGUAGGCGCUGCGGGUCGAUCCGGCAGUGUCGGAGACGUAGAAAACCAAAAACAGCCACGUUGCAUAUGCCAAAAGUUCAAAAGUCACA